AUGAAGCUCUUGGUCCUGCUGGUUUGCAGCCUCCUGGUGUGGAGGGUGGGUGAGACGAGAUCGGAUGCUCCAGAAAAGUCGUCCCCGCUGGCUCCAGGAGCUCUCAGCACGAAGGAGACCUUCCUGGUGCUCUCACUGCACAACAAGUUGAGGAGCAAAGUGCAGCCCCCUGCUGCCAACAUGCAGAAGCUGGAGUGGAGCGAGGAGCUGGGGCGGCUGGCGGGGGCACGGGCAGCCAGCUGCCUGCAGGGCCCCGCUCCACCGCCAGCACCACAGCUGGGCUGGAGCGAGCUGCUGCUGCCGGCGGGCACGGGCGGCUUCGGGGCCGUGCUGGAGCUCUGGUUCGCCGAGGGACAGCACUAUGACUACAGGACGGGGCGCUGCGCCGGCAACGCCACCUGCCGCCACUACACCCAGCUGGUGUGGGCCACAGCAGGGCAGCUGGGCUGCGGCCGGCACCGCUGCCCCGGCCCCCACGGCCCCAGCGAGGCCUUCGCGUGCGCCUACUCGCCGGGGGGCAACUGGGAGGUGGCCGGGAUGCCCAUCCUCCCCUACAAGCAGGGACCCUGGUGCUCCCUCUGCACUGCUGGCCUCUCUGGCUGCUUCAAGUCCUGGGACCACAGCGGCGGGCUCUGUGAGGUGCCCAGGAACCCCUGUCGCAUGAGCUGCAGGAACAGUGGACACCUCGACAUGAGCAGCUGCCAGUGCACCUGUCCCCCCGGCUACACGGGCAGGUACUGCCAAGUGAGGUGCAGCGGGCAGUGCCUCCACGGGAGGUUCAGGAAGGAGGAGUGCUCCUGCCUCUGCGAUGCGGGCUACGGAGGAGCAGAGUGUGGCACAAAGAUCCAUUUCCCCUUCCAUGCCUGUGAUGUGCGGAUAGACAGCGACUGCUUCAUGGUGUCCCCUGAAGCCGACACCUACUAUGGAGCCAAAAUUAAAUGCCAGGAGAAAGGAGCUAUGCUAGCCCAGAUAAGAAACCAGAAGGUUCAGGACAUCCUGGCUUUCUACCUCAGCCGCCUGGAGAUGGGUAACAGGGUGACAGACACCGAUUUUGAAACUGGAAACUUCUGGAUUGGUCUCACCUACAAGACAUCCAAGGCUUCCUUCCGCUGGGAUGUGGGUGAGCCAUCCUCGUUCACCAGCUUCGCUUUUGGGCAGCCGGACAACCAGGGGUUUGGGAACUGUGUGGAGAUGCAAGCAUCAGCUGCCUUCAACUGGAACGACCAGCGCUGCAAGACCCGAAACCGGUACAUCUGCCAGUUUGCCCAGGAACACAUCGCCCUGUGGCAGCGGGACCCCUGA
Molecule: messenger RNA, 1302 nt
Organism: Haemorhous mexicanus (house finch)
Lineage: Eukaryota; Metazoa; Chordata; Aves; Passeriformes; Fringillidae
Product: C-type lectin domain family 18 member A-like
Exons: 12
Coding region: 1-1302 (433 amino acids)
Source: RefSeq, a predicted model, not a curated record